AUGGCAGGCUCGCCGGAGCCAGAGUCUCCGCGUCAUGCCGACUUGGGGGGGUACAUCAGAAAAUGCUACGGCGAGUUCGGUCGUCCCUGUCCUUUUGGUGCCCAGCAAGAAGUAUUCAGCAGCUUGGGCAACCCAAUCCUCAAGCCACAAUUGUCAAGCAAUCGUAUCAAUCGAAUCUUGCUCUUUCCGGGAAGCUUCAACCCCCCUCACAACGGGCACCUUAACCUUCUUCGCCAUGUCUUUGAAUCAAGCAAUGAUAUUAAUAUCAUUGCCGCCAUAGUUCUGCCUCUCAGCGACUACAAAUUGCAGAGAAAGUGCGACAGUAGUUUCCAAUAUGACAUGGCGCUGACUCUCAACGAGCGAGUGCGGCUCUGGCGAGGGGAUCUGGGACCUUCCGACUGGUAUUGGGUUUUCGAUCUCGACAGGGGAUCCGACUGGCAUCACUUUUCAAAAAAUUUGGAACGGCAAACAGCCAAAGAUGGAUUCAAUUUGAGAUUUGUGGGAGUUUGCGGACCCGACCUCAUGAAAUUCAAUCAAAAUCCCUGGGCAAUUUCCGGAAGCCACGAGAUAAUUGUCAGCGACGUUGGCAGGCCAUCCCGCCUUUUCGUUCAGAGAAGAAUCCCGAGCCCUCUUCUAGGCUAUUCGAAAUGGGAGCCAGUAAGACUGGAAGGACAUGAACAGCCCGGUUGUGCUAGGGAUGCUAUGACCCCGGCAAAGGGGUCCCUGCGCUUGGGUUCGUCACAAGAGGCGGUUGAUGAUGGUAAGAAAAAUUCACGAUUAGUUGACGUAAGCUCAAAAACUCCCAGAACCAAUUCUCUACCGGAAAGUAGCUUGUGGUCCUACCAAGAGGGAUAUGGUCGUUUGGGUCUGUCACCGAGAAGGCGUGCCAGGGGACUGGAUUCGCUUUGUUCCGGGUAG
Colletotrichum orchidophilum is the source of this 918-nucleotide messenger RNA. RefSeq lists its product as uncharacterized. Gene Ontology annotation, biological process: biosynthetic process. The transcript has a single exon. The record is from RefSeq and is a predicted model, not a curated record. Gene Ontology annotation, molecular function: catalytic activity. NCBI's taxonomy places the organism in Eukaryota, Fungi, Ascomycota, Sordariomycetes, Glomerellales, Glomerellaceae. Bases 1 to 918 code for a protein of 305 amino acids.